AUGGCGAGCUCGUUUGAGAAAUCGGUAAAGGGCGCGACCAAGGUCAAGGCCGCGCCGCCGAAGACAAAGUACAUUGAGCAUAUCCUAGUCGCGACACAUUCGGGAGAGGCGGGCAUCGGAGAGGUGUUCAGGGCACUACAGUACCGACUACGCGACUCGACAUGGACCGUCGUCUUCAAGAGCCUGAUCACCGUCCACUUGAUGAUCCGGGAAGGCUCCGCGGACGUGACGCUGGCUUAUCUCGCCAAGCACAAGAACAUGCUGGCCGUGAGCAUAUUUUCUGACGCGCAAAUCCAGGGCCGAAACAUCCGCCACUACUCGAAUUACCUCUCCGAACGCGCGCGCGCCUACCGGGAAACCAAGGUCGACUGGGUGCGGUCCAAAGAUAAUCGGCUCGAGAAGCUUUCUGUGGAAAAAGGGUUGCUGCGGGAGACGGAGAUUGUCCAACACCAGCUCACCGCUCUGCUAAAGUGCGACGUGAUGGAGAACGAGCCGGAAAACGAGAUCACAAUCACCGUCUUCAGACUCCUGGUUCUGGACCUGCUUGCUUUGUUUCAGGCCCUGAAUCAAGCCUUGAUCAAUAUCCUCGGCCACUUUUUCGAACUGUCCAAGACAGACGCCGAGAGGGCUAUGGACAUCUACCGGGCCUUCACGAGACAGACGGACUAUGUGGUGCAGUACCUCAGCGUCGCUAGGCAAUACGAGCACCACACGAGGGUCGAGGUUCCAAAGCUGAAGCACGCUCCCGUCAACUUAGGGCGCCAACUCGAGGAGUACCUGAAGGACCCGGACUUUGAGAUCCACCGGAGACAAUACCUGGCCGAGCUGGAAGCGAAGAAGUCAAAGGGCGGAUCAUCGGGCGCUUCGAAGUCGACCAAGACGGAAUCUGCAAAGACCUCCUCCAGUGCAAAUGCGACGAGUUCGCAACCGCCAGCAGCCGCCAAAUCAGAGCCCGCCAAGGGCCCAGACGCCGACCUCAUCGACUUCUUCGAAUCCAUCGAGCAGAACCAGACGACCAUGGCAGUGCAGCCGCAACCCCAGCCCCAGCCCCAGCAGCAGCAGCAGGUCCAAGCGCAGACGCAGAUGCAAAUGGGGAUGUCGCCAUGGGGGCCAACACCGUUCCAACCGCAGCCUCUACCGCCGCUUCAAACCGGGUUUGUCUCCCAGCCCACCGGAUUCCAGGCCGGCGUGCCGUUCCAGCCGCAGAACCAGCCCACAUUCUCCCCAACUGCUGCACAAUCGCCCCAACAGAUGCAGCCGGCCUUUACGGGUGUCGGCUUCGGGGGAUUCUCAGCCCAGCCCCAGCCUGGCUUCCAACCAAGCUCCCUCUCCCCGAUUCCGCAGGACUCUGUCGCGAGCUUCCAGAACUCGACAACGCCUUCGUUCCAGGGUCUCCAGCCGCCACAGCAGAGCACCAACCCAUUCCGUCAGUCUAUGCUCAUGAACCAGCAGACCGGCACGCCUUUCGCUCCAGCACCUGCGCCUGCGAACACCCAGCAGCGUCCCGCGACGAGCCAGUCCACUAACCCCUUUGCCCGCUCCUCGCCACAAGCAGCCCAGCCAUUUGGGCCUCCGGCGGCAAACUCGCCGUUCCAGUCGCAGCCUACCCAGCAAACCGUGGCAGCGCCGGCGCCCAUGCAACCUUUGCAGACGGGAACCAAUCCAUUUGCCAAGAACUUUGGCCCUGCGCAGCCCGCUCCGCCGAUGCAGCAGCAACGACCAGUCACCGCUGGCGGCAUUCUGUCUCAACCCACCGGCAGCACGAACCCGUUUCGACAGGGCGCUUUCGUCAACCACGCUACCGGGCUUGGCUGGCAAAAUAACCAGCAGCCCAUAGGCGGCGGGCUGGACCAGCUGGAGACAAUUCCGGUCUUCCCACGGCCCGCUCAGCAGACACCUUGGCAGCAGUGA
This is a messenger RNA of Chaetomium strumarium, 1911 nucleotides long. Its product is annotated as ANTH domain-containing protein. Gene Ontology annotation, biological process: vesicle budding from membrane; clathrin coat assembly; clathrin-dependent endocytosis. Gene Ontology annotation, molecular function: phosphatidylinositol-4,5-bisphosphate binding; 1-phosphatidylinositol binding; clathrin heavy chain binding. The coding region runs from base 1 to 1911 and encodes 636 amino acids. NCBI's taxonomy places the organism in Eukaryota, Fungi, Ascomycota, Sordariomycetes, Sordariales, Chaetomiaceae. The record is from RefSeq and is a predicted model, not a curated record. The transcript is spliced from 4 exons. Gene Ontology annotation, cellular component: clathrin-coated vesicle; clathrin-coated pit.